CGGGGGCGUCCGGUUAGCUGCUCCUGAGUGUGGGGGCUGGGGGAUCCGCUGGGUUGAUGGAGCAGUUGUUCAAGCAGCUUUCUCCAGUGAAUUCCCUGCGAUGCUUCGGUCUCUGGUCUCAGGCACAGUGCUGCACAUGCUCCGGUGUUGAUGCAUUUGCUUGUUUGACCAGAUGUGAGUCCUCUCGUCCCUCUGCUCCACUGCAUUGCGGAGAGAGAGAGAGCCUUUGCAGAAUAGUGAGUCUCUUCACAUUGCUCUGCAGAGAAACGAUCACUUCACCAGUCCAGCGGUCACGAGGCCUUGUUGUUGUGCUGUGGUUCUGAGGCUUGCUCCCAUCGUCAGAUUUCAUUUUGUCCUGCAAACAUGUUUCAGUCCCAUGGAUGCAAUCUGAUGGAAUCAUUACAAAAACACGAAACAUAUGAUCAUCAUAUAUGUGCAUGCAUGAAAAUCCUCAUUUAACAUAAUCGUCAUUGAAAGUCUUGGCAGCUACUUCAUGGAUCUUCACAGAUUUCUAGUGAGGUGCUUUGCAUGCUGGGAUUUGAAGUUUGAAGUGGUGUGCAUCGUUUGACAAGUGAGUCCAUCCUCACCUGCAAACCUGCAUAUUCUAGAGAUGGGAGCGUUCAGCCGACAGAAGUUCUUCCAGGAACUGGCUCAUGGCUGCCUGCUGCCCACAGCUCAGCAGGGCCUGGAGCAGGUGUGGCAGCUGCUGGUGAUCUGCCUGCUGUGUCGGCUUCUCUGGAUGUUAGGCCUCCCCCCCUUCCUGAAGCACCUGGGCACAGUGGCCGGAGGCUUCUACGCUCUCUACCUGUUCUUUGAGCUUCACAUGAUCUGGGUGGUGCUUCUCAGCCUUCUCUGCUACCUCUUCCUCUUCCUGUGCCGCCACUCCACCAUGAGAGGCACCUUCCUCUCCAUCACCGUGCUCAUCUACCUGCUGUUGGGAGAACUGCACAUGAUGGACACCACCAACUGGCACAAGAUGAGAGGUUCACAGAUGGUGGUGGCCAUGAAAGCCAUCUCUCUGGCCUUCGACCUGGACAGGGGCGUUGUGUCCAGUGUCCCCUCACCCAUCGAGUUCAUGGGCUACAUCUACUUUGUGGGCACGGUCAUCUUUGGUCCCUGGAUCAGCUUCAACAGCUACAAAGAAGCUCUGGACGGACGUAAGCUGAGCUUUUCGUGGUUUUUCAAAGUGUCUGCGAGCUGGGUGAAGAGUCAGGUCUGCCUGGUUGUUUCCAACUGUGUGGCACCGUACCUCUUCCCUUAUUUCAUACCUGUUUACGGAAACAAGCUACUGCGAAGUAAAAAGAGGAGGAAGAUCAGAGGAACACUGGCAAAGUGGUUGCUGGCGUAUGAGAACACGAUGUCUUUCCACUUCAGCAAUUACUUUGUCGGGUACUUCAGCGAGACGACCGCCACUCUGGCUGGGGCGGGCUUCACCGAGGAGAAAGACAACCUCAAAUGGGACAUGACCGUGUCCAAGCCCCUGAGUAUAGAGUUCCCCCGGUCGAUGGUGGAGGUGGUGACGUCCUGGAAUCUGCCCAUGUCUCGCUUCCUGCACACCUAUGUUUUUACGAGUGCUCUCAAAUUUGGGACUUUCUCUGCCAUCAUGGUGACAUACACAGCCAGCGCUCUUCUGCAUGGUUUGAGUUUCCACCUGGGUGCAGUGCUGCUGUCCCUGGGGUUCAUCACGUACAUCGAACACGUGUUGCGGAAGAGGCUCGCAGCCAUUUUUAACGCCUGCGUGCUGUCGAAGAAGUGCCAGCCAAACUGCGCCCAUCGAAACAAAAAGGAGCUGUGGGUCUAUAUGAUCAACAUAGCAUUCAGCGCCUUGGCAGUACUCCACCUGACGUACCUGGGCUCUGUGUUCAACUCCAGCGUGGACUACAUGGAGGAGGAUGAGGACGAUAUCACCCAUCAUACCAUUCAGAAGUGGUCUGAGCUGAGCUGGACGAGCCACUGGGUCACGUUCGGAUGCUGGGUGCUGUACCGCCUGGCUCUCUAAUAACAGGAGAGCAGUGAACGGGUGGGGAAAGCAAUAAUGAGAGACAGAGUCAGGCUGGUUCUCCACUUCUGCACUGUGACUUUAUCCUGCAUCACACUGGAGAGAACGGAUUCAAACCUGCAGCGACGUUGGCUGGUUAAUCUCUGAGUUAAACCUGCCGGGGGACUAGUUUUGAUAUCCAGGAAACGUGAACCCCGCUCCUCUCCUCUCCUCCUUGUCCCCACAUCGUCCCUCCUUUUUUGUUGUUUUGUUUUAUCUGAGCUGCAGUUAUCGAGCCGUCGUGUUGUGACAGCAGUUACCAAUGUCUCACUGUGAGUCACGAUCAAUACCUAUCAGCAUGGAGGAGAUCUGCUGCUCCUUUCUGCGGACGCACGAUAGAGCCCGUUAUCUUUUCACCACGGGCCGCGGCUGAUGUCCCUCCAGGUGUGGUUUCCCUUCACCUCGAGGGUUUUACAAUCAUUAGUUUUAGGUUUGAAAGGUGAAUUUGACUGUGUUCUUAUAGUCAUCGACAAAUCCCAUUUAAAAAAAAUAAAACCCACAAUGAAACAGCACAUCCCUCAAUGUGGUCUGACUCCUCCAGAUUGUCUGCGUGUGGCCCAGAGCCCCAAGCCUGUUCACUCCACUUUGUGUUUUUCUAAAAGGGUAAAUCGUUUCCUUAACAGCUGGCCACUGUACUUUUCUAGCAAAACAUAACCCAACAGGAUUAAAAGAGAUUUCUAUGGAACCAUUUUCAGCUAAAGAUCGAUAUGUUUGUUGCUCUGGUGACUCUGGAGGGCUGCAGAAUUUGAGAAUGAACGAUUUGUGCUUUGAAAUGAAAGAAUCUGUCACCCAGUGUGACGGUGGCUCAUUGAUGUUUUACACAACAAUGGCAGAUUAAUAAUUCAUAUCAAACUGUGGCUGCAGAAACAACACAGUCCACAGAGUCAACUCAUUGUUGGAUUUGUCCUUUUUUUUUUCUUGGGAUUUGUUUGCCAUUAGAGAAAUAGAGAUUAUCACCACGUUUAUCCUUUAGCAGAGCUUGUCUCUUGAGCAUGUGUACGAGAAAGAUUUUACUUAUGAAUAAAAAUGUUUAAAAAAGCACAGGUUGUUGUUAUGAGGCAGCAAUUUUUUUUUUAUCACCAAUAAUAAUAAUAAUGACUUCCCCCUUUUUGUGAAUUUUAGAUAAAGAGAAGUCAUCAGUAAAUCUAUGAAUUCAUCUUUGUGGUGCGGUUUCCUAAUAGUGUUUGUAUAUUGUUUUGUGUUAUUUUUCCUUAGAGUUAAACUUAGUCUUAUUAGUCGUUGUGAACCAAACUCUUUCACUCUUCAGUAUUGAAAAUCAAAGGUUUAGAAUCAGGGUACUGCACAUGUGUCACCGUAGAGCAAACAUUGUUUAAACCUCCCUUCCAGCUUCAUAACACAAGAUUGAAUUAUACAUGAUAUUGAAUAUUUAUCCUCAGAGUGCAGAUUUUUAUGACACUGCUGCUUUUGCUGGUGCGUUUCUGUAACUGAUGAAGGAACCUUAGCGUCUGUAUCAGAUUGUGAUUCUGUCUCUUGUCUUUCUUUAAUUCAGAACAUCAAAGGAUUUGCUCCUUGACUGAGAUGUAGUGUUUUAGAUCAGAGCCUGGAUGUUCAGUCUCUGCAGACCGGAUUCCCCUCAAAGUCUUUUAAAUGCUAUUAUAACAUUUACUUUCAGAUUUAUUCUCCCUGUAAAUGUGAAGGCACUGAUACACCUGUGAUAUUUUUAUAAAAUUUUACAUGAAA
This is a messenger RNA of Hippoglossus stenolepis (Pacific halibut), 3739 nucleotides long. RefSeq names its product protein-serine O-palmitoleoyltransferase porcupine-like. Bases 611 to 1999 code for a protein of 462 amino acids. The transcript is spliced from 15 exons. Gene Ontology annotation, molecular function: palmitoleoyltransferase activity; Wnt-protein binding. The record is from RefSeq and is a predicted model, not a curated record. Gene Ontology annotation, cellular component: membrane; endoplasmic reticulum. Gene Ontology annotation, biological process: protein palmitoylation; Wnt protein secretion; lipid modification. Lineage: Eukaryota; Metazoa; Chordata; Actinopteri; Pleuronectiformes; Pleuronectidae.